UCCUCCUUGUCUACCUCCAGCUCCUUCCUAUCCGUCUCCUUUGGUUAGUGCCAUUGGUAGCCCCGCUCGGCGACGCCGACGCGAUUUCCUCUCCUCGCGCCUUACUGAAUUCGAAACGAAAUUGUAGAUCAUAUAGCAGAGAGAGAGAGAGAGAGAGAGAGAGAGAGGAAGCAGACGCGGACCCCUUGAUUUCUCGGCUAGAUCUGAGAUAUCAUCGCAUCAUGGGACUGCUGGGGUUGAAUCGGCUCAUGUCCAUACAGCGGGAGCAGCGCUGUCGCCAAAUCGAAGCCAAUCGUCUUCUUGCAUCCACUGAUAAAAGAAAGGGGUCUCCCUGCAAACAAGAUAAUUCCCGAUGCAGCAAAAGAGAGAGAUAUUCUCAGCCAGACCUUCCGGAGGACAUUUGGCGCCAUAUACAUUCCUUACUGUCACUUCAAGAUGCUGCCCGUGCUGCUUGCGUGUCUCGGGCUUUUCUAUGUUUAUGGAGGUGCCGUCCCCACCUCACCUUCAGUUUGCAAACUCUGGGCUUGAGUGAAAUGGCAUGUAAAAAGGGUGGAAUAGCUAGAGAUUACAAUAAAAAAGUUGACCGCAUACUGAAAAAACACUCAGGCACAGGAAUGAAGAAAUUUGAGAUCGAAUUCUAUGGUCCUUCAAAUGCAAACACCUAUUAUCAUCUCAAUAAUUGGCUUGAGAUUGCUAUUACAUCUGGAAUUGAAGAACUCACCCUUAGGUUGACUCCAGAUGUGACAAAGUACAACUUCCCUUGCUCACUUUUAUCUGAUGGAAGAGGGGACUUGAUUCAGUCUCUUCACCUUUCCCACUGUUCCUUCCGUCCAACAGUUGAGGUUGUUAGCUUGAGAAGCCUGACAAGUUUAGAUCUAUGUUUGGUGCGUAUUACGGAUAGAGAGUUAGGAAUUCUCCUUUCCAAUUCUUUAGUUUUGGAGAAGUUGGGAAUCAAAUACUGCGACAAGAUUAAUUGCCUGAAGAUACCUUGUGUUCUAGAGAGGCUCAGUUCACUGGAAGUGUUUGAAUGUUACAGCCUACAAAUGGUAGAGAGCAAAGCUCCAAAUUUAUGCAGUUUUUGCUUUGGAGGUGAACAGGUACAGUUCUCAAUUGGAGAACCGCUGCAAAUGAAGAACCUGCAAGUGAUCUUCCCCAACAGUAUCAGUUUUGGCCGUGCUGAACUUCCAUUUAGUAUGCCUAAUCUUGAAACUCUUAAUAUCAGUUCACGUUGUGAGAUGUCCCAUACACCAACUGCACCUGGCAAAUUCCUUCACCUCAGAUACUUGAGUAUUACUUUUGCGGGAUGGAGAUUUUCACGUGCCUACGAUUAUUUUUCUCUUGUUUCUUUUCUUGAUGCUUCUCCUUUGUUGGAGACUUUCAUCCUAUGUAUUUUACAGAAAGGAAAGCAUGACUUAACUUUAAGGGAUCCUAUAUAUCCAAGGCAAAUGUCUGAACGCCAGCAUGACAGCCUAAAGAAUGUGAAGAUCAAUGGUUUCAGUUCCACAAAAAGCUUGGUUGAGCUAACAUGCCAUAUUCUUCAGAACACAACUUCGCUUGAGUGCCUUACAUUGGACACUACUCGCAUUGAGUUUCGGUGUUCUGAUAGUAGUGUUGAUGUAUGUCUCCCAUCGGACAGGGAUGCUAUCAAGGGAGCGCAUAAAGCGCUCUUGGCUAUCAGAACAUAUAUUGAGGGUAUAGUUCCCGCUACAGUCAAGUUCAGUGUUCUAGAGCCUUGCCGCCGUUGCUACGCUUGGUAACUAUGCCAAAUCAUUGUAAUUAAACAGUAUUUAAUUGUGUAACUUCAGAUGCGUUGUGCUUUCUGUUUUAAAAUCAGUGGUGUACUGGUGUCCAUAAAAAUGCUGAGGUAUGUGCUUUGGUUUAUUAUUAAUCUCUUUCUGUAACUUAAGAUGUGUCGUGAUUUUGUUCCAAGUUAUUGGUGGUCUGUUAUAUUCAGGACUGUGCUUUGGUUAAUUUGAUACUAAUACCAACCAGACCAUCUGAUAUUAA
Messenger RNA from Oryza sativa Japonica Group (Japanese rice), 2007 nucleotides. Its product is annotated as F-box/FBD/LRR-repeat protein At1g13570. The record is from RefSeq and is a predicted model, not a curated record. Gene Ontology annotation, molecular function: protein binding. Lineage: Eukaryota; Viridiplantae; Streptophyta; Magnoliopsida; Poales; Poaceae.